Salvelinus sp. IW2-2015 is the source of this 5411-nucleotide messenger RNA. NCBI's taxonomy places the organism in Eukaryota, Metazoa, Chordata, Actinopteri, Salmoniformes, Salmonidae. The record is from RefSeq and is a predicted model, not a curated record.
UCCAGAGGAGCAGGCAGCUGAUGACAUCCCUAGCCCGGUGGGGUCCGCCGAGGGGAAGGUCCUUGCCGACGUCAACUUCCAAGUGGUCACCCACACCCAGUCUCUGACCCACAGACAGUCCCCUAAAACGCCCCAGAACAUCUCAGGCCAGCCCCGUGGGAGACCGCCUCUGGCUAGGCACAGGUACCCCCAGAUCCUCCCCAAGCCCUCUGCCACGGGGGCCAUCACCCUGCGUUCGCCCCCCACCCURCUCAUCACCAACAGCCCCAUGAAGACCCACCACGUGAUCCAGCCCCAGUUCAGCUCCCACGUCAACGUGGUCAAGAUGACCGCCGUCUCCCUGACCCCUAGCAACACUAUCAGUACCAGCAGUAACAGUAUGGUCCUCAGGCCGGCUUCAGCCUCGGCCGGGGUGGGAACCACCACCACCACCACCUUUACCACCAUCGCUGCCCUAGAGGAGGUCCGGCAACAGGGACAGAGCCAGGGAGGCCCCCCAGCCCCAGCCAYCCCACAGUGCCCUGUAGUACGGCCUGGCGCACCAGCCUCCACCCCUACUCCCACAGUGGCUCCUGAGGCCAUCAUCACUGACAAUAAUCCGGGCUCUAACUCUGAUAAACGGAGCACCAUACAGAAGUCCCCCGGUGGGUCCAAGGGUCCAGAGAGGGCCACUAAGUACCGAGCGUCCAGCGAACCCUCGCUCCUGGUCAUAUGCUCACCGGGACCUGACAGAGUGGCCGACAGGACCAAAAGCUACCCCUCCUCUAGCUCCCCUCCCACCUCUGCCACCAAUGCAGCGACUAUUAGGGUAGAGACCAAGCAGGACAGCAAUAAUAACAGCAGCACUGCCACCACCUGUCACCAAGAAAGUACUUUUUAUCUGACUGUUGUGCCCUCGGCCAAUCAGAACGCUCCUAACGUCAGCGGAAAGUCCUCCUCGUCCAAUGGCUUAUCGGCUGUUACCCUAUUGUCUGCUAAAGACUCCUCCUCCUGUGCGUCAGGUUCUAAGAGUCCCCGGAAGCGAACCGGCCCUGGUCUGGAUUCCACCCACGUGAUCCCUGUGAAGCGUGUUUUCAUCUCCCAGCAACCUUUAGGUGUGACCUUUGACCCCAAACCAGGGGUUCCCGCCGCCGYCAAGAGGGUCCCAGCCAGACAAGGCACCCCCGCCCGACCAGAGAGCGCCCCCUGUCGAGUGACGGUGAAACAACACCUAGUGCCCACGCAGAUCCUGGCGCUGUCCGACUCGCCCGUCACAAACGCAGAGAUCUCCUCCUUCUCCUCUCAGACUGGCAGUGUGAAGCCCACGUCCUCCUCGUUGCUGCUAGUGAAACAGGAAGACCAGUCCUCUCUAACUCUACGUCUCAGCACUGUCAGCAGUCACACCACCACCACUGAAGCCUCUGGUACAACCAACACCACAGUGUCUGAGCAGCAGCAACAACAACAGCAGCAACAACAACAGCAGCAACAGCAGCAACAACAGCAGCAACAACAGCAGCAACAGGCCUUACUACAGCAGAUCACAGCAGGGACAGUAGGAGCACAGCAACACUCUGAGGCCUCUGUCUCUGCGAUGGCGGUAGGAGCUCAACAACACUCUGUCUCUGUGAUGGCGGUAGGGGCACAACAACACUCUGUCUCUGCGAUGGCGGUAGGAGCACAACAACACUCUGUCUCUGCGAUGGCGGUAGGGUCUGCGAUGGCGGUAGGAGCACAACAACACUCUGUCUCUGCGAUGGCGGUAGGAGCACAACAACACUCUGUCUCUGCGAUGGCGGUAGGAGCACAACAACACUCUGUCUCUGCGAUGGCGGGAGGGGCACAACAACACUCUGUCUCUGCGAUGGCGGUAGGAGCACAACAACACUCUGUCUCUGCGAUGGGGAACAUGAAUAGCACAAUGUUGGAAGAGUCAGCCUUAGGACAUCUGGAAGAGCUGCAGAAACAGGCCUUCACUCAGACUAUAGCAGCAGACCACACCAAGCAGCAGMCCCUGGGUUCUACCGACCAACACCAACUCUCCAACAUCAYGUCCCAGACCUCAGMCUCCUCUGAUCAGUUAUCUGGUCUUCACCAGGAGAUGGUGGACUUUACCUCCUCAUCCUCCCAGCACGGCUCCACCAUGGACUAUUUCUCAUUUAACGAUGAUGAUAUGACCCAGGACAGCAUAGUAGAGGAACUGGUACAGAUGGAAGAACAGAUGAAGCUGAAGGGCCUCCAGCCGCUGUUCAGUAGCUGUGUGGAUAAUAUGUCUCUCCAGGGCCUGCCUGGGGGCCCUCAGGGGCCCAUCCUCAACACCCACCACCAGGGGGGUAGCUCCUCUUUCUACCAGUCUGCCCAUAGCAGCACAACCCCCAUCCAGACCCCCACCCCAACCCCCACYCUGACUCCAACUCCUACCCCCACGGAGAUGACUCUCGGCGGGUACGGGCUGACCAGAGAGAGCCCCUGCUGCCAUCACAGCAUGGCCCCUAUCACGCCCGUGGAGGGGCCUCUAGGAGGCCGACACACCCCUAUAAGCGCUCUGUCUAACUGUUCUAGCGGCAUCCCGCCCAGCCCKGUGGAGUGCAGGAACCCGUUUGCCUUCACCCCUAUCAACUCCAGCAUGACAGGGGGUUACCACGAUGCCUCCGUGAUGUCUGUCUCCUCCAGUCCCAUCAAGCCCAUGCAGAGACCCAUGGCCACGCACCCAGACAAGGCUAAACUGGAGUGGAUCAACAAYCGCUACAACAGUAGUGGUACUGAAGCUACUGGAGAAGUCGGWGCAGGRCCAGGGUCUGGGUUAUCCAUCUCKAACCACAGCCUUGGUGGACUCCUGCCUAGUUACCAGGAUYUAGUGGACGAUCACUUCCGUAAGCCGCACGCCUUCGCUGUCCCGGGCCACAGCGGCCAAUCUUUCCAGGCCCAGUCCAGACAGCAGGACGGUAGCCAUUUUGAGCAUCUCACACUCAUCUCUCCGGUGCGACAGCAGUUGACCAGCGUAUCGACCACACCCACCAACACGGCAACCAAACAGGACGACGAGAGCUUCGCUGUGCCCGCCCCUCUGGACAGCAAGGGUGGAGCCUUGUCAUCAGGGGGCGGGACGUUCCGYUGUCGCAGCGUCAGCCCCGCCGUGCGUCAGAUGACCUUCAGCGGUACCGACACAACCAUUGGUACCGUCACAACCCCCGGCACCGGCACUACCACUCGAUUGGUUGUCUCGCAGUUUAGUUCCCCCAUGACCUCACAGGAAAUACUCAGCAUCCUGUCCGACAGCCAAUCGGUGGGCGGCAACCUCCACAGCAUGGCCCAGCGCAGCCAAUCGGUGCCCUUAAACAUCAUGAUGCAGAGCGUUGUGGAGAUGCAGGGCAUCCAGGGACAGAACCAKAGUAAUGCCACUAAGAUCACCAACGUCCUCCUGAGUAAGAUGGACUCUGACGUGAACGACGCUGUGAGGGGCCUGGGCAUCAACAACCUCCCUUCCAACUAUACCGCCCGCAUGAACCUCACCCAGAUGCUGGAGACCCAGUCUCAGAGUCAGACUGCCCCUGGGGGCUUCACCGCUGGAGGAGAUGGAGGAGGGAACGCCCAUCAGUCUCAGCUGCAGACUGUCAGCUCCAACCAUGCCUCUUUCGAGCUCCAGCAGCAYGGGGGCUACCUCACCAGUACCGGAGGAGGCGGGGGGGAGAUGAGCUUCAACCAAGCACAAUCAGGCCCUGGCGGUGAGGAUGUGGACCUGGAGCUACAGCAGAUCCAGGAGCUUCAGGAGGCCUCAGGACAGCUCCAUCCCCAGCUACUACAAACCCAGGCUAGGCUGCUCCGGAGUCCCCACUCCCAGCUCCAGAGUCCCCACCCCCAGCUCCAGAGUCCCCACCCCCAGCUCCAGAGUCCCCACCCCCAGCUCCAGAGUCCCCACCCCCAGCUCCAGAGUCCCCAUCCCCAGCCCAGAGUCCCCAGCUCCAGAGUCCCACCCCCAGCCCAGAGUGCCCAGCUCCAGAGUCCCCACCCCACAGCUCCAGAGGCCCCACCCCCAGCUCCGAGUCCCACCCCAGCUCCAGAGUCCCCACCUCCAGCUCCGAGUCCCACCCCCAGCUCCAGAGUCCCCCCCAGCUCCAGAGUCCCACUCCCCAGCUCCAGAGUCCCCACCCCCAGCUCCAGAGUGCCAGCUCCAGAGUCCCCCAGCUCCAGAGUCCCCGAGUCCCCAGCCUCCAGAGUGCCCGCACUCCAGCGCCCCCCCAGCUCCAGAGUCCCACCCCCCAGCUCCAGAGUCCCACCCAUCUCCAGAGUCCCCACCCCAACUCCAGAGUCCCCAGCUCCAGAGUCCCCACUCCCAGCUCCAGGAGUCCCCACCCCAAGCUCCAGAGUCAACCACUCCAGAGUCCCUACCCCAGCUCCAGAGCCCCACUCCCAGCUCCAGAGUCCCCACUCCCAGCUCCACAUUCCCCAGGCCCAGCUCCAGAGUCCACAGCUCCAGAGUCCCCACCCCCAGCUCCAGAGUCCUCAGGCCCAGCUACAGAUUCCCCAGGCCCAGGCCGGGUUCCAACUCCUCCAGCCCAUCACCACCCAGCAGCAGCAGCAACAACAACAGGAUGAAGAAGACAAGGCACAACAACAGCUAGACUUCAACAACACUGUUAAAGACCUGUUAGGUGACGACGGUCUCAACGUCCACGCUGAAGGCCUCAACCCUAGCUCUCAGCUGGUUGGUCAGGUGGCCUCGGAACUCAACGCSGCUGUGGCGUCCGACUUCACCAACGACAUCAGGCUGACCUCCGACCUCUCCAGUAGCAUCACAGACCUGAACACGUUGGACGCCGACCUGCUGUUCGAUCCGUCCAAUCAGCAGCAAGAACAGUACGAAGACGCCACACUGGAAGAGCUGAAGAACGAUCCUCUGUUUCAGCAGAUAUGUAGUGAUACUGUGAACUCCUCGUUCGACUGGCUGGAGAGCCAAGACCAGCCUACUACCGUAGAGAUGUUGGGCUAAUGUUGUUAUUGUGUGUGAACGAAUGGAAGCUUUUUCCCUUAUGUAGUUUACUACGGGUCUUUGUCUAUUGGCCCUAGUCAGAAGCAGUGUACAAUAUAGGGACUAGGGUAUCAAUUCAGAUACAGACUGGCUUAAAAAACAAAACAUUUAUUUAUGUUUUAUUUUAAUUUUAUUGUUUUGUCAGGAGAGAAAAAAACUUCUGGACUCUCGGCCGUUUGUCCAGUGAAAAGUGCCAGCCUAACCUGGAAAUCUCUCCUAAUUUUUCUUGUUUUUAUAUCACUUCUACUGUUAAGAUAUCUGAAUCACAAUACAUUACCACUUAAUUUCAUCUUCCUAUGAAAUCAUCAAUGAGUACAUUUCAAGUGAGUGAAGAUAUGGACUGUGAGACGUUGACUCUGAGACGUGUUCAGUGAGACGUGAUCAGUGAGACGUGAUCAGUGAG